Molecule: messenger RNA, 783 nt
Organism: Nematolebias whitei (Rio pearlfish)
Lineage: Eukaryota; Metazoa; Chordata; Actinopteri; Cyprinodontiformes; Rivulidae
Product: keratin-associated protein 5-1
Exons: 2
Coding region: 1-783 (260 amino acids)
Source: RefSeq, a predicted model, not a curated record
AUGGGGAUCCAGCUGGGCGGUACCAGGGCCGAACGCCAGGUCCGGGGAGGAGGUCCAGCCAAAGAUCACGGCACUAAAACAGCUGAGACUGUUCAGCCGUUAGCCAGCUGCUACUGCUACCACUGCUACUGCUACCACUGCCACUGCUACUGCUACUACUGCUACUGCUACUGCUACUGCCACUGCCACAGCUACUGCUACCACUGCUACUGCUACCACUACUAUUGCUACUGUCACUGCUACUGCUACCACUGCUACUGCUACCACUGCUACUGCUACUGCUACUAUUGCUACUGUCACAGCUACUGCUACCACUGCGACUGCUACCACUGCUACUGCUACCACUGCUACUGCUACUGCUACCACUGCCACUGCUACUGCUACUACCACUGCCACUGCUACCACUGCUACUGCUACCACUGCUACUGCUACUACCACUGCCACUGCUAUUGCUACCACUGCUACUGCUACUGCUACCACUGCUACUGCUACUGCUACCACUGCUACUGCCACUGCUACUGCUACCACUGCUACUGCUACUGCCACUGCUACUGCUACCACUGCUACUGCUACGACUGCUACUGCUACGACUGCUACUGCUACCACUGCUACUGCUACCACUGCUACUGCUACCACUGCUACUGCUACUGCUACCACUGCUACUGCUACCACUGCUACUGCUACCACUGCCACGGAGGAAUCCCGCCUGCAGCUUCAGAUUUGAUUGACAGGUCGAUCCAAUUCACAUCCUGGUUUGAUUCCAAAACAGGAAACAAGCUUUGA